GCGGCUUCCUUACCUCAUUUGUCGUCGCCCCUCCCCGUCCUUUUACGCGUUUUGGUUCCUGGUUGGUGCUUCCUGGUUGCAGCAGCGGCACAUCAGGUUACUGAUUUUCCAUGAUGUUUGGAGGCUACGAGACUAUAGAAGCAUAUGAAGAUGAUCUUUAUCGGGAAGAGUCAUCUAGUGAACUGAGUGUUGAUAGUGAGGUGGAAUUUCAACUCUACAGCCAAAUUCACUAUGCCCAAGAUCUUGGUAAUGUCAUCAGGGAGGAAGAACAUGAAGAAAAGAACUCUGGAAUUUCUAAAUCAUUGACUAGUAAACCAAGUCAGAAGAACUUAAUUGUCCUUUCAGAUAGUGAGGUUAUCCAGCUGUCUGAUGGGUCAGAGGUUAUCACUUUGUCUGAUGAAGAUAGUAUUUAUAGAUGUGCAAGAAAGAAUAUUAGAGACCAAGCACAGGAAAAGACCCGAAGUCCUCCUGCUUCCCUUCUUUGUAAUGAGUUGGCUGAUAAGAAGUGCAAGAGGGAUAUUGAGACGCCUAAACCUGAAGAGAGAACAGGUGUGAUCCGAGAGGUCAUGAUUAUAGAGGUCAGUUCAGGUGAAGAAGAAAGCACCGUUUCAGAAAGUGAUAAUGUGGAAAGCUGGAUGCUCCUGGGAUGUGAAGCAGAUGAUAGAGAUGAUGGCAUCCUUCUGAACCUUGUGGGAUGUGAAAACUCUGUUACUGAAGGAGAAGAUGGUGUAAACUGGUUCAUCAAUGAUAAAGACAUUGAGGCUCAGAUAGGUAAUAACAGAUCAUCUGGAAAAUGGACCCGCCGAUACUAUUCAGUCAACAAAAACGUUACCUGUAGAAAUUGUGACAGAUGUGGCCAUUUGUCAAAAAACUGCCCCUUACCACAAAAAGUUCGCCCUUGCUGCCUUUGCUCCGAGAGAGGACACCUCCAGUAUUCCUGUCCAGCUAGCUUUUGCUUGGACUGUUUUUUGCCUGUGUCUUCUAAUCACAGAUGUCUUGCAAGAUUUUUCUGGAGAAAACGAUGUGACCGAUGUGGUAUGAUAGGCCACUGUGCUGACGCAUGCCCAGAAAUCUGGAGGCAGUAUCACCUAACAACCAAACCUGGACCACCCAAAAAGCCGAAGACCCCAUCUGGACAAUCAGCCUUAGUAUAUUGCUACAACUGCGCACAGAAAGGCCAUUAUGGACAUGAAUGUACAGAAGAACGAAUGUUUCACGAGCCAUUUCCAACAUCUCCAUUCAUCUACUACUAUGAUGACAAAUACGAAAUUCAGGAGAGAGAACAGAGAAUAAAACGAAAAGUAAAAGAACUCCAAAAAAAUGGGAAUUUUCCAAGGCAAUUCAAGAGAUCUCAAAUGGAAGCAGAAGGUAAGAGGCCCCACCAUGAUGUAAAGAAGAGCCAUGCCUCGUGGAAAAGCAACAGGUGGCCUCAAGAAAAUAGAGAAUCCCAGAAAGACAUGGUGAACAGGAAUAGAGAACGUGAGAAGCAGAGGAAGGCCAACAGGCAUCGUGAAGUGGAUGAGGACUUUCCCAGGGGCUCAAAAUCUCACUCUUCUUCCAGCAGUUUUAAAACCCUGAAGCCUCACAAGUCUUUUCACCAUUCCUCACACUACCACAAGCCAAGAGAAGACAAGCUUCCCAAAGAGAGCAAGCGGGGCAAGCAGAAGAAAAAGGAGAAAUACUUGGAAGAUGAUAGCAAUGACAACUUAUUUCUUAUUAAGCAGAGGAAAAAGAAGUCUAAGCUGUAAGACAGCUUCUGAUUUGGCUUUCCAUUGUUCAUUUGGUCUUCAUGUCUAUAACAUUCUGGCAAUAUUUUAUUAUCUAUGAUUAAAUAAUGUGAGGUUUUUGUUUUGGUUUGUUUCAGCCAUACCUAGAGUUACUGAACAAAGACCAUGGAGAUGUCAGUUCUCUAUGUCCAACAGGUUAUUAGGUAAGAAAGCAGAAAGAUAGAUUUGGACUUCUCCCAUUUUAAUGUCAUUUUUACUCAGAAUCCUAGGGAUAGAAAGGAUUAGUUUUUUCAGGAAAACUUUUAAAAAAUCUUUGGGAAAAAAAAUACAAGUUCAUCAAAUGUAAUUCACCUGCAAUGCGAGUGUGAAAAUUAAAUCCUUACAGAAAGAGAAAUUAACACUAAAAAGAAAUAUUCAUCAAUUUUUUUUUAGCAUUGCUCUUUUUUGAAAAUUGGAAAGGAAAAUAUUUAUAAAUCUUAACCCAGCUUUUCUUGCUUCUGAAGUUGUUGUUAGAGUCUUCCUUUGGACAGAACGUCACAGGCUGACUGUAAAACUGAAGGUAUCAUCAUUGAAGCCCUGAAGAGCCAGGGAAUUGGUAAAAUAUAGAUAAGGAGUCCACUCAGGAUAAAUGUCACAAGACAGAUUUCCUGAAACAAGUGAAAAAGAGUCAUCAAGAAUUUUAACAUAAUCACAGUGAAAUAGUUUUUACCAUUUUUAUAGCCACUUUCAAGAAGAAUGUCACUCAGAUAUAUAAAGAUGAUUGAUACCCAACUUAAAAAAUUGUUUUGUUUCUGUGGAUUUUUUAACCACCAAAAGCUACACAAAAUUUUUUGUACU
Cynocephalus volans (Philippine flying lemur) is the source of this 2564-nucleotide messenger RNA. RefSeq names its product zinc finger CCHC-type containing 7 (gene ZCCHC7). The coding region runs from base 111 to 1748 and encodes 545 amino acids. The transcript is spliced from 9 exons. The record is from RefSeq and is a predicted model, not a curated record. Gene Ontology annotation, molecular function: zinc ion binding; RNA binding. Gene Ontology annotation, biological process: TRAMP-dependent tRNA surveillance pathway; nuclear polyadenylation-dependent rRNA catabolic process; nuclear polyadenylation-dependent CUT catabolic process. Gene Ontology annotation, cellular component: TRAMP complex. Lineage: Eukaryota; Metazoa; Chordata; Mammalia; Dermoptera; Cynocephalidae.